AUGAAUGGAAUUCCGAAAAAUUUUAUUAAUGCAGAUCUUCUUAAUACAAUAAUUAAUUCUUCCAUAUUAAAUGUAUUUGGUAAUAUUGGUUCAACACCCAUAGAGUACCAUAUAUUAUACUUAUCGGACCAAACUAACCAUGCAGUUCUUGUCACAAAUUUCAGUAAUUCUUGUCAACUUAGAUUUUGCCUUUCCAUGAUUAACUCUUGGGACAACUAUCCCCUAUUCAGAAUUAACACUUUGAAGGCCGGGUGCACACUCUCAACUGUACUUUCUGAAUUACAAGCUUUUUAA
Cryptosporidium ubiquitum is the source of this 294-nucleotide messenger RNA. RefSeq lists its product as uncharacterized. Lineage: Eukaryota; Apicomplexa; Conoidasida; Eucoccidiorida; Cryptosporidiidae. The record is from RefSeq and is a predicted model, not a curated record. Gene Ontology annotation, cellular component: ribonuclease P complex. The coding region runs from base 1 to 294 and encodes 97 amino acids. Gene Ontology annotation, biological process: tRNA 5'-leader removal. The transcript is spliced from 3 exons.